AUGUUGGAAAUUUUGUUAUGUAAGAGACCACGUAAAUCCGAACCAGUCUCAGUUGUGUUAUUCAGAAAGUUCAUUGUUAUAUUAUUUGUAUUAAUUGUCUUAACUGUUCUUGUCAUAUUAUCCAUUGGAGUAAAUAGAGAUACACCAACUAUUACAAGAAAGUAUCUUAAAAUGGAGAAUUUCCCUGUGCCAGUUGUUACCAUUAAAAAUUCUUUUCAAUAUAGUAUGGGUUGUCGCUACUUCUUCAACAAAAGUACCAUAAAUGGUACUAGUUGUAUUGAAUAUGUAAAACAACCUACUCAUAAUGAUAGCAGCAAUCAAUGGGGAGGAAGUUUUUCUUCAGAUACUUUAUCAUUUAUUGAUGCUAGUAGCAUGACUAAAAAUCAAAGAGAUAUAGCUAUAUUAGAGUUGAGUUUCAAGAUUACGGAUCUAAAGUAUAACAUUACUAAUAAUGGAUCUAUCAUUUUUGAUGUUUUUAUGCAUGAUCAAGAAUACGAUCCAUAUGAUGAUAUACUUGCUAGUGGAACUGAUGAUUAUUCAAUUUUUGCCAAAUCGCUUCAAGAAAGUGUUAAUUAUAAUACAGGAAAUAUUUAUACUUUGAGAAUAUUAAGAAAACAAAGGACCAUAUUAAAAGAUUCACCUCUAAAUGAUUUGGGACUUUCACAAAAGUACCCCAGCCAAACUUAUGUUGUGACAAAUGAUCGUACGAUCGGAACAGCACCGGAUGUAAGCUCUACAAUUUUCCGCAUAUAUCCUCAGGAUUUUUUGCUUGAAACUGAGACUGGACAAAGAAAUAAAAAUGCUCUAUCUGUUAUUUCAAAUGUACUUGCUGUAUGGGGAGGAUUGACAGCAUUUUACAUAUUUUUAUUUGGUGCUGAUUCAAUUAAACCAUGGGGAUUUAUACAAGCAAGGAUUCUUAUAAAUGAAACACGUAAUAAAUUGAUGUCAGCACCAUUUUCUAAAAAGGAAGGAACUCCCGAGGAAAGGAUUGAAGCAUUGGAAACAUUUCUUAAAGAUCAUGUUAUUGAUGUUGGUUUGAUAGAUCAAUUAAAUAAAUCACCAUACAAAAGUCAUGAAGACGAUGAAAAAUAA
Entrophospora sp. SA101 is the source of this 1092-nucleotide messenger RNA. The record is from the annotation of a GenBank genome assembly. NCBI's taxonomy places the organism in Eukaryota, Fungi, Glomeromycota, Glomeromycetes, Entrophosporales, Entrophosporaceae.